AUGGCUUUCGUUGUACCACUGAAAGAGAAGAGACUGUUGGAUGUGAAAGUAAGGGAGCUGCCUAGCUGCAUACUGAUGUGGGAUUUCUCCCCCACGGGUAUUGCUGGAGCAUUUCAGAGAAGUUACAACCGGUAUUACAACAAGUUCAUCAAUGUGAAUAAAGGGAGCAUCGUGGGGCUGCAAAUGGUGCUGGCAGCCUACGUGCUUUUCAAUUACUGCUUUUCUUACAAGGAACUCAAACACGAGCAGCAGCAUAAGUACCACUGA
Molecule: messenger RNA, 267 nt
Organism: Octodon degus (degu)
Lineage: Eukaryota; Metazoa; Chordata; Mammalia; Rodentia; Octodontidae
Product: ATP synthase subunit f, mitochondrial-like
Exons: 1
Coding region: 1-267 (88 amino acids)
Biological process (GO): proton motive force-driven mitochondrial ATP synthesis
Molecular function (GO): proton-transporting ATP synthase activity, rotational mechanism
Source: RefSeq, a predicted model, not a curated record